This is a messenger RNA of Xenia sp. Carnegie-2017, 1734 nucleotides long. RefSeq names its product testicular haploid expressed gene protein-like. The coding region runs from base 72 to 1466 and encodes 464 amino acids. The record is from RefSeq and is a predicted model, not a curated record. The transcript has 6 exons. Lineage: Eukaryota; Metazoa; Cnidaria; Anthozoa; Malacalcyonacea; Xeniidae.
GUUCCCGACUCUCUCGUCGUGAUGGUUCAAUUGUUUCAAAUCGUAAUAAUUCGCGCUACAGUGAACACAGCAUGGGCGAUGACAGCAUGUCACGUGACACGAAUAGAAAGGCAAAUGGUAAAGAUGAGGAGUCAGGUUUUACCAGUCGACAGACAAAUCUGUCGCGUCAAGAUGUAGAAAAAACUCCGCAAAGUAGUCCAAACUCUUAUCGCAACGACUCUAGCAGUUGGAAAAAUAAAGUCGGUUCUUGGUUUGAAAGCGAAUCAAUGGAUGAAAAAUCUAAAUCCAGUCGAAAUUCACAAGUAAAUAGAAAGCGAAAAGAUAAGAAAAAACAUCAACCUAAAGCUCGGCGUUCUUCAACACGAAGUACAAGCGUCUCAUCUUGUGCUAGUGCCAGUGAACGAACUCACAAACAAACAACGACUGUAAAAGAUGAUGUCCCACUACACAAUAUUUACACUUCACUUGACGGAAAAGAAAGUUCUCAGAUUCGCAGAGACGAUAUGUCAUGGUCUAAACCUGCAAGCAUCAGGUGGUGCACUUCAAAAGACGAAAAUUCCCCGAUUUCUUCAGCUACACGAAAAUUAUCGAAAUCAAGCGGUCAUGCUGAUGACGCAUAUAUGAGUUCUACAGAAGCAACUGUCCGUGUUCAUAAGAUCAAUCAUUCCUUACCAAAGUUGGACAAAGCCACUCGAGAGAGAGGAUUAUCUCGACUGAGCAGACUAGCUCUGCCUAAACAAUCAAAGACGACCGAAGCGACUGCUUUCAGGUACGUAAAGUGGGGAAACCAAAAGUCCUUGUCGCCCAUUAGUCCAGCCGCGUUGACCGCUGGAGCAUCAGUUAGGACCAAGGAGCUAGCCCAACCUAAGAAAUAUCCUCAGGCCUCAAAAUCAUUUUAUAUUAUGGAUGUUGAAUCUGGAAUCUGGGAAGUCAGUCCAGCAGCAAUGAAUGCCAUUGCUUCAUAUAGAGUUCUACAACUUGCUAAACCAAAACCGCAACCCGAAGGUUUUAUUGAACAAAAGCGUAUGGACGGGACAGGUAGAUCAUCGCCAAUAUGGGAAGUCAGUGAAGCAGCUAAAAACGCCGAAGAACGAUCAAGAACAAACGGAUUGGCGCGAUCGAAGACUGUGCACAACCAAUACGAGCCUCCAAAGCCUCUUCCCACAACUGUGAGUGCGGGUGCAAAAAGGGCUCGGGCGUCUCCAAGGACUGAGCAACUUGCUCAACCCAAGUGCAGGAAAGACAUGGAAACGAAAGAUCCACAAUGGGCCGUUUCCAAAUCAGCUUUGAAAGCUGUACCAUCGCAGAGAACGCUUGAACUUGCACAAGCCAAAAGACUUGCAAGUGGAUAUAGAAAACCUUUAGAACCUAACAGACCUGUUUCCAGGUCCGCAAUUCAGAGAUCUCCAACAGAGCGUAUCAGAGAGUUGGCACAACCAUUAGCAAGAAGGGCGACUGUUGUAUAAAUGACGAACGCAAUCAAAUAUUUGUAGCAUUGAGAAGCUUUUGUGAAAAGACGUGUUGUUUGCUGCAAGAAACAUCUCAAAAACACUGGACUUCUACACAAAUGAUUAAGAAUCAUUCUUUGAAAAUUUGAAAUUGAAAAACACGAUAGAAACAAAGUGAUCACUACACGACCAAAGAAAAGAUAGUCUUUCACUCUCAAUAGUUAUUAUACAUUUCAUCUAUUUAUGUAGGAGAAUGCAUUAAGAUAUAUACAAUUCUUUUGGCUAA